This is a messenger RNA of Salmo salar (Atlantic salmon), 960 nucleotides long. RefSeq names its product N-alpha-acetyltransferase 20. The record is from RefSeq and is a predicted model, not a curated record. Gene Ontology annotation, biological process: N-terminal peptidyl-methionine acetylation. NCBI's taxonomy places the organism in Eukaryota, Metazoa, Chordata, Actinopteri, Salmoniformes, Salmonidae. Gene Ontology annotation, molecular function: protein-N-terminal amino-acid acetyltransferase activity. Gene Ontology annotation, cellular component: NatB complex.
AAAUCAACAGCCAAUGACACCUCCCUAACGAUAGAGGGCAUCGACGUUUUGGUUCAUGCUAAAGUUGGUCAGCGAAAAUGACAACAUUACGAGCUUUCACGUGCGAUGAUUUGUUCAAGUUCAACAACAUCAACCUGGAUCCAUUAACAGAGACUUAUGGAAUCCCAUUUUACCUACAGUACCUGGCCCACUGGCCUGAGUACUUCAUUGUAGCAGAAGCCCCUGGUGGAGAAUUGAUGGGUUACAUCAUGGGAAAGGCGGAGGGAUCAGUGGCGCGAGAAGAGUGGCAUGGGCACGUCACGGCUCUCUCAGUGGCCCCAGAGUUCAGACGACUGGGACUGGCAGCCAAGCUUAUGGAGAUGCUGGAGGAGAUCUCAGAAAGGAAGGGCGGGUUCUUUGUUGACCUGUUUGUUCGAGUCUCCAAUCAAGUGGCGGUGAACAUGUACAAACAGCUAGGCUACAGUGUUUACAGAACCGUGAUAGAGUACUAUUCUGCUAGCAACGGAGAACCGGAUGAAGACGCCUAUGAUAUGAGGAAAGCCUUGUCGAGUGACACAGAGAAGAAGUCCAUCGUUCCUAUACCACAUCCUGUCAGACCAGAAGAUAUAGAAUAGACGGUGGAACGCGGACACUUUUUAAAACGAAUACGUUUAUAUUUCUCUCGUCUGCAUUGGUGAGUGUGAUCAGGACUAGUUUUGAGGGUGUGAUGUGUGAAAGCUGACAGAAUGUAAUUGUACAUAAUUUUGAACUAUCCAAUAACUGGUCCUUUGUGAAACUAAGAUUUUUUUUGCCAAUGAGUCACUGUUUGGUGUGAAAUUUGAAAGUAUGAAAUGCUAUAUGGAAUUGAAAGGACUAAUUCAAUAAAUGAUCUACUUACUUGACUCACCCAGGGACCUGCUGCUUUGUUACAACAAUCAGUUAUGGUUCAUUUUCAAAUAAAUAAAAUGGAUAUCAGUGUUA